Molecule: messenger RNA, 1494 nt
Organism: Quercus lobata
Lineage: Eukaryota; Viridiplantae; Streptophyta; Magnoliopsida; Fagales; Fagaceae
Gene: NAC090
Product: NAC domain containing protein 90
Exons: 3
Coding region: 173-736 (187 amino acids)
Biological process (GO): regulation of DNA-templated transcription
Molecular function (GO): DNA binding
Source: RefSeq, a predicted model, not a curated record
UCGCAUAACCGCGUGGAAGUUUCCACCCAAUCACAAACUUCCCCACUUUCUCAUUCUUUUAAUACUACUGUGCCAUCUACCCCUCUAUAUAUAAAGACUUCACGCCAUUUAAAAACACACGGCAAUUCAAAACUUCAAACACAAUUACAAGCUCUCAAAACUCUCAUCAACAAUGGAACAACUCCCACCUGGUUUUCGUUUCUACCCAACUGAAGAAGAGCUCAUUUCCUUUUACCUACACAACAAGCUUGAAGGGAAGAGACCUGAUGUGCAACGAGUUAUCCCAGUCAUCAGCAUUUAUGACAUAGAGCCUUGGCACCUUCCAAAACUUUCAGGAGAGAUGUGUCAAGCAGACACUGAGCAAUGGUUUUUCUUUACACCAAGACAAGAAAGAGAAGCUAGGGGAGGAAGACCCAGCAGAACUACAGAAUCUGGGUACUGGAAAGCAACAGGCUCUCCUGGCUAUGUGUAUUCGUCAGAUAAUCGUGUGAUUGGAGUGAAGAAAACCAUGGUUUUCUAUAAGGGGAAGGCACCCACUGGAAGAAAAACCAAAUGGAAGAUGAAUGAGUACAGAGCCAUUGAAGAAGUGCCAAGCUCAUCUAGCACCGUAGUUCCCAAGAUUCAUUGUAAAUUGUCUUCACUCUUCAAGGCGGGCAUGGUGACAGUAGAAGAUAUUAAGACUUGGUCAAGAUUCAAAAGGACUUCAACCAUCAAAACAAAUGACUCUGCAGCCUGACAAUAGAACAUGAUGGUAAUGACAAUAUGUAACUCUGCAGUUACUUUCAUAUUUUCAGAUUCAUCACAAAUUGUCUUCAGGGGUGGCAUAGUGAAAGUAACUCUGCAGUUACUUUCUUUUUUUUUUUCUUUUUUUUUUGCAUAGUUAUAACUGUUCUGUGCAAAAAAAAAGGUUACUUUUCUGAUUUAUAUUCACAAAAGAAUAAAAGAUGGCCAAAAAUAUAAUUAUAGAAAGGCUGAAAUUCAAAUUAGUCGCUUGACUUUUACUUCAAUUGUCAAAUAAGUCCUCCAUCCAAAUUUUGUUAGCAAAUGAAGUUGUUCAACUUUUUUUUUAAACAAACCAAACAACAAGAUCUAUUAAAUGCCACUUCUCAUGAAUGUUUUCAGUUUUAUAUAUAUAUAUAUACACACACACACACACCUUUUUUUUUUCUUUUUAUUUAAGGAUGCUCAAACAUCAUUGUUUGCCAACAGAUUUGAAUGGAAUGCCACAUUGACUUAUUUUAACAAAGUGAGAGACUAAACUGACAAAAAUUAAACUUUAGGGACUAAUUUGAAAUUGAAGAAAAAGUCAAGGGACUAAAUUGAAUUUUAACCAAAACUUUCCAGGUAGAAGCAACUUGAUUGGGUGACUGGGUCAGCAGAAUAGCAUGAUGAAAGUAUAGAAAUUCAUAUUCUCUUUUCUUACAAUCAAUAACAAGAGGUAAGAAAACAUGAUAAUUAGCAACGCCAUAUAUGGACGGUAAUCAUCAAAAGAGU